CAGACCCAGAGACAAAACGUCUCGGGGUCCCGCGCCCAGACUGCGGGGGCCUAAAACGGCAGCGACCCGACCUCAAGCGGGAUAUUUCAGCAGCUCAGGGCUCUUCGGGCGUUUUGCAAAGUCUUCCUGGAGCGAAGGAGCGCCGGUGCGGAGACCAACUCCCGCCCAGCCGCCCAGCUCCGCUCCGCCCGCCGCCGCCUCCAGAGCCCCCAGCGCGCCCCCACCAGACACACACACACACACACACACACACACACACACACACACACACACACACACACACACACACACACACACACACACACACACACACACACACACACUCACUCACUCACUCACUCUCUCUCUCUCUCUCUCUCUCACACACACACACACACGCACGCACGCACGCACGCACACACACACACCACCCCCGGCGCGCCGGCGCUACCAGCGAGCGGCGGCGUGCAGGACUUGAAGUGGGUGUUCUUCCCCACUCCCCCGCCCCGGUCGCCUGCCCCCUCCCUCUCGCUCCUACGCAAAUAAGAACUCGGCGAUUCCCCUCCUGCAGCUUUGAUUUCGGGCACCUCCACCAGAUAAUUGGGAAGGGUUUCCAGAAGGUGGGAAAUGUCACCUGAUUCACACUGAACUUUUAGAAGCUCCCCACCCCCAAGGAGCCGCGCACACCCUCGCUCGCGGCCGCCCUCCCACUGCCCCACACACUGGGAGACCGCCCACCGCAAACCGCGGAGACCCCCGUCUAGAUUUAAAGCGCGGCUGCGCCCGGCUUCUGACGUCCAUUGAAUCGCGCGGGCGGCCGGCGGCGAGCGCGGGGCUGCGCCGGGAUCGCUGCGCCCUCCGCCGCUCGCCUCUGUGACGCGCGCCGCUUGCCCGAGCCACCCGCCGCCGCGCCCGCUCCCCGCGCCGCCGCGCUCCUCGCCCCGCGCCUGCCCCCAGGAUGGUCCGUCCCAGGCACCAGCCCGGCGGGCUCUGCCUCCUGCUGCUGCUGCUCUGCCAGUUCAUGGAGGACCGCAGUGCCCAGGCUGGGAACUGCUGGCUCCGCCAAGCAAAGAACGGCCGCUGCCAGGUCCUGUACAAGACAGAACUGACCAAGGAGGAGUGCUGCAGCACCGGCCGCCUGAGCACCUCAUGGACCGAAGAGGACGUAAAUGACAACACGCUCUUCAAGUGGAUGAUUUUCAAUGGGGGCGCCCCCAACUGCAUCCCCUGUAAAGAAACGUGCGAGAACGUGGACUGUGGGCCCGGGAAAAAAUGCCGAAUGAACAAGAAGAACAAACCCCGCUGCGUCUGCGCCCCAGAUUGUUCUAACAUCACCUGGAAAGGCCCAGUCUGUGGGCUGGACGGAAAAACCUACCGCAACGAAUGUGCACUCCUCAAGGCCAGAUGUAAAGAGCAGCCGGAACUGGAAGUCCAGUACCAGGGCAAAUGUAAAAAGACCUGUCGGGAUGUUUUCUGUCCAGGCAGCUCCACAUGCGUGGUGGACCAGACUAAUAAUGCCUACUGUGUGACAUGUAACCGCAUUUGCCCAGAGCCCACCUCCUCUGAACAGUAUCUCUGUGGGAAUGAUGGAGUAACCUACUCCAGUGCCUGUCACCUGAGAAAGGCUACCUGCCUACUGGGCAGGUCUAUUGGAUUGGCCUAUGAGGGAAAGUGUAUCAAAGCAAAGUCCUGUGAGGAUAUCCAGUGCACUGGUGGAAAAAAGUGUUUAUGGGAUUUCAAGGUUGGCAGAGGCCGGUGUUCCCUCUGCGAUGAGCUGUGCCCUGAGAGUAAGUCUGAGGAGCCUGUCUGUGCCAGUGACAAUGCCACCUACGCCAGCGAGUGUGCCAUGAAGGAAGCGGCCUGCUCUUCAGGCGUGCUGCUGGAAGUGAAGCACUCCGGAUCUUGCAACUGAAUCUGCCCGUAAAACCUGAGCCAUUGAUUCUUCAGAACUUUCUGCAGUUUUUGACUUCAUAGAUAAUGGUGUUUUUUUUAAAGUUUUUUUUAAACUUAUUGCAUAACAGCAGAUGCCAAAAACAAAACAAAAAAAGCAUCUUACUGCAAGUCACAUAAAAAUGCAACGCUGUAAUAUGGCUGUUUCAGAGGGCUUUGAAAACGUACACUGAGCUGCUUCUGCGCUGUUGUUGUCCAUAUUUAAACAGCAGCUCCCCUGUAUUCCCCCAUCUAGCCAUUUCGGAAGACACCGAGGAAGAGGAGGAAGAUGAAGACCAGGACUACAGCUUUCCUAUAUCUUCCAUUCUAGAGUGGUAAACCCUCCACCAAUGUUCAGUGUUGACAUAGCCUUUGGGCAAAAAAAAAAAAAGAAAGAAAAAGAAAAAAUAUAUUGUCCAUACUGUAAAUAAGUGUAUGCUUAUUUAUUUGGGGGGAAAACUAUACAUAAAGGACCUUUGUCCUAAAGCUCUCUCCCAGGCCACCUUGUUACUCAUUGGACCCGGAGAGGCAGUCAUUGUGAGGUCUACUGGAUGAGGCCCAUAGUUGAGACUUGUAGACAUUUAUUUAUACUGUGUCAUGUUUUAUAAUUUAUACAUAAAAUGUCUGGUUGACUGUACACCUUGUUUUUGAAGAAAUUUAUUCGUGAAAGGAAGAGCAGUUGUUAUUUAUUGUGAGGUCUCUUGCUUGUAAAGUAAAAGCUUUUUUUUUUCCUUGUAAACCAUUUAAGUCCAUUCCUUACUAUUCACUCACUCAUCUGUCUCCCUUCAUUUCACUGUUAUUAGACUCCUUUCCAUUAUAACAAACUUGCAUGUCAGUUUCUGUCAUGUUUAUUUAUUGGAUUCUCUGCUGCCUGUUCUGUACAUACGUGAUCCCUCGGGUUUUGUUUACAAGGAAUCUUGACUGACCAAAAGGCAUUAUAACUCUGACUCAGAUAGAAGGUACAGAGGAUACAUCUUUGAGGAAAUUCCUACUUCCGUUCUCUUGUUGUGAUGAAGACAUUUGUGAGAGGGGCUGAUAGCAAUGUUGGGUUUCUAAUAAUGUACUUUUAAGAUGUUACAGAUCCAAAGAAAUUGAGUGAUAUGGGUGUCAGGAGCCUGAAGGAAGGGGAAUGCUACACAUUCAACCUUUUGUUAGGUGUUUCCUUUAAGCUAGUCUGCUGUACCUUUUAAAUUAGUCCUUUUCACCCAAUGUGUCAUGAAAAGUUAUAUCAAAGCUUUAUCAGUUCAAGUUUCUUGCUUUUCAUAAUACUUUUUUCUGAUGCAAUUUUAUAUUUUCAAACAUGGCAAGUUAAAUAUAAAUUCAUUUAAAUAUAUAGUUUUGUACUUUUCUACCAUGUAAAUGUGCAAUGUAUAUAAAAGUUAUAAUGUGUAUUUGUAAAUAAAUGAUGAGUGAAAAAAUAAAAAAAUUUU
Lagenorhynchus albirostris (white-beaked dolphin) is the source of this 3338-nucleotide messenger RNA. RefSeq names its product follistatin (gene FST). The record is from RefSeq and is a predicted model, not a curated record. Bases 938 to 1891 code for a protein of 317 amino acids. Gene Ontology annotation, biological process: negative regulation of activin receptor signaling pathway; regulation of BMP signaling pathway; multicellular organism development. The transcript is spliced from 6 exons. Gene Ontology annotation, molecular function: activin binding; protein binding. NCBI's taxonomy places the organism in Eukaryota, Metazoa, Chordata, Mammalia, Artiodactyla, Delphinidae.